AUCUUACCCUAAAUAUUAUUAUUACACUCUGUUUUUUAUCAGUGACCACUGUCUAGUGUUGUGGUUGUAGUAAUGUUCACAGAGUACAUUUUAGCAAUAGAAAGUCGUGUUAUCGUUUUACGCAAAUAGCAUGUAAAUAAACCUUUGUAUGUAGGUACAACUCCAAUAAAACAAAUCGAUUCCAAUUCUUUGCCUUGAAAGAUAACGAUGUUAUGCAUAGGGUCGGUAAUUAGUUUAAUCUGCUAGAUAUCCCUGUGCGAGCCUACCGUCUUCUAGAUAAUAUCUUAAGUGGAGACGAAUAAUCGCAGAAAUUAUGAAGAAUCAAUUCGUAACACUCAACAACAUACAAACUCACCUAAUAACUUAUGGUGAUCCCUUCAAUUGUAAUGGAAAAGAUGUUAUUAUAUGUAUCACUGGAAACCCUGGUAUACCUGAUUUUUAUAUAGAAUUUGGUGAUGAAUUACAUAAAUCAACUGGGCUGCCCUUGUGCAUCAUUGGCCAUGCCGGUCAUGAUGUAGUUCCAGAUGAAGCAUCUUCUGUUCUGAAAGGUCAAGAGCACCUAUUUCAUCUUGAUGGUCAAAUAAAACAUAAGCUUGAACUUAUCAAUAAUUAUGUAGAUAAACAAAGCAAAUUACACUUAAUUGGUCAUUCAAUUGGAAGCUGGUUAAUUCUAGAAAUGCUUAGAGAUAAUGAAAAUUUAGCCACAAGGCUUAAAUCCGUUAAUCUUUUAUUCCCAACAUUGCAAAAAAUGGCUGAAACCAGAAAUGGAAAAUUUUUAAAUGGCUUUCUUAGAAAACUGCAUAAUUUUGUAUUACUUCUGUUUGUUUUGGUUCACUUACUUCCUAGUGUUAUUGUAAAAUUUUUAGUAGCUAUCUACUUAAAAGUAUAUGCAUUGCCUACACACUAUUCAGAAUAUAUUUUCAAGUUUUUAAAUCCAAAUGUUGGGGAAAAAGUAUUAUUUUUAGCUUAUGAUGAAAUGGACAAAGUAAGAAAUUUGAACUUAGAAGCAAUUGACAAAAUAAAACAUUUUACUAAUGUAAUUUAUAGUAAAACGGAUAAUUGGGCUCCAAUCCCAUAUAUGGAAGAUCUAUAUAAAUAUCAACCAGAACUUACAAUGAAAGAAGUAGACAUUGACCAUGCAUUUGUUCUGAAAUCAUCAGAAAGGACUGCAGAAAUGGUGAUGCAAUUUAUAAAGACAAAACUGUGAUUUCUGUAUAACUAGACCAUUGAUAUAGUUGUAGUAGCAUCAAUUAUAAGUACUUUAUUAGUUUAAUAAGUUUUGAAAUGCAAAAUGUAUGAUAUUAUCAGAUAAAAUUUAGAAUUCUAUAACAGUAUACAAUAAACAUGGAUACUUAUCCUGUUUCACAGUACCACACGGCUCUCGCGGGUUCGAUUCCCCAUAGUUCUAUGGGGAAUCGAACCAUCAAAACAUAGUGUGAUUCAAAAGGGUUUGGGUGGCUUGUGUUAUUGUGUAUGUGGUUUUGUUUGUAUGUGGUUUUGUUUGUAUGUAAACGCCCCCAUUAAGCAGGAGAAAAUACUCAAGGGGGGAUUUUUUUAAAUAAAAGUAGGUAUUUACAAAAGAUUCACAUAUAAAAUAUAAACAGUAAAAAAUAUAAUUAUGGGUUUUUUCUUAACUAUUAAUUAUCUAAAUCAUUCAUGUUUCUUCUACCAUUUGCUAAGUUCUUUAAAUAUCAGUUUCUAAUUAGGCAAAUGCAAUACUUUUAUGUAGGUAUAUGUCAAAAACGUUAAAUACUUUUUUAUGCAUUUUGUAUGGAAUCGCAACCUAUGACGUCAUGUUUUUACGUCAAACAAGAUACUGGAAAAGAUCUAAAAUCAAUGAAUGAAAAUAUGACUAUAUUUUAAUAAUUCGUUGUGAGUCAAAAUAAUUUGUUUUUGAUUCAUGAAAUUACCCAAUUAUUUUAAUCUAGCGAUAAUCAGAAAUUGUAAGUGGUGUUGUUGAAAAGUUUUUAGUUGUAAGUGUUGGUGAUAUUUAGCCGAGUUAUUUAUUUUUUAAUUGUAAUGGGUAUAAUAAGUAUAUUAUUCUCACAUAAAAUCUAAUCAUUCCAAAAAAUUGUUUAGUUUUUAGUUUUGUGAUAUAAAACAACCUGUUAAAAAUACAAUUAAAUGAA
Molecule: messenger RNA, 2129 nt
Organism: Spodoptera exigua (beet armyworm)
Lineage: Eukaryota; Metazoa; Arthropoda; Insecta; Lepidoptera; Noctuidae
Source: the annotation of a GenBank genome assembly